UUUUUGCUUGCUUGCUUCUUAAGUAAAACCAAUCUAGUUUCUAGUUUCUUUCUGCAGCAAAGGAGGAAGGAACAAACAACAAAUUAAUCACACAGGAAGCGAAUAACCACAGGAGAACGGCUGCCUCUGACUCAGUAUGUCAUAUUUAAUAAGAGGCCAGAGCGUGUCCAAAAUGACUGUCCAAAAGCGACCCCGCAUUUGCCUUAGAAGAUGAUGCCUUUUUCAGGGACCGUUUUCUCUCAGGGUUCAUCUCUUCCUUGCUCUCUGUCUGCCUGUGUCCCUGAUCAUGCCUUCCUACAGUAUCCAUUAACGACUAAUCAGCAAGACUGUUGAAAGCUUAGCUGUCCAAGAUGCCCGUCCCUCCCCCUCCAGCACCCCCGCCGCCGCCCACGUUUGCUGUGGCCAAUACAGAAAAGCCUGCCUUGAAUAGGUCAGAGCUGGCUGGGAGGAAUGCUCUGCUCUCCGACAUCAGCAAAGGGAAGAAACUUAAGAAGACGGUCACCAAUGACAGAAGCGCACCGAUACUGGACAAACCUAAAGGAGCCGGAGCUGGUGGCGGCGGUGGCUUUGGCGGAGGCGGCGGAUUUGGCGGAGGAGGUGGCAGCGGAGGUGGCGGCGGUGGCAGCGGUGGUGGUGGCGGAAGCUUUGGAGGGGGUGGACCACCCGGUUUGGGGGGACUGUUCCAGGCUGGAAUGCCCAAGCUGAGAUCCACGGCCAACAGGGACAAUGAUUCUGGAGGAAGCCGACCCCCGAUUUUGCCGCCAGGAGCAAGAGGGCCUCUGCCUCCCCCGCCCAGUGAGCGCCCCCCGCCCCCCGUGAGGGACCCGCCGGGCCGAUCAGGCCCUCUCCCACCUCCUCCUCCAAUAAACAGAAAUGGCAGCACAUCUCGGGCCCUGCCUGCCACCCCGCAGUUGCCGUCCAGAGGAGUAGACAGUCCCAGAAGUGGGCCCCGGCCCCCGCCUCCUCCGGACAGGCCUGGUGCUGGGGUGCCUCCCCCACCUCCACCAUCAACAUCAAUUAGAAACGGCUUCCAAGACUCUUCAUGUGAAGAUGAGUGGGAAAGCAGAUUCAACUUCCAUCCGAUUUCUGACUUGCCACCUCCAGAGCCAUAUGUGCCAACAACCAAAAGUUAUCCCAGUAAAUUGGCAAGAAGUGAAAGCCGGAGUGGAUCCAACCGAAGAGAAAGGGGCGCCCCACCCCUUCCUCCCAUCCCAAGGUGAUCCUAGCCUGCUCUUCUCCACCCGAGCCCAAGAGCUACUUCUGUUGUUGCUAUCAAGAGUUGCACACCCUCCUCCCCUUGCCUUCCUUGUCCCUUUCAUACUGGGAGUAGGGAAGAAGGGAGGGUGAUGUGGGAAUAUGUGUGUGGGGGGGUGGGAAUGCAAUGAAUGCACCUAGAUUUUUAUCCUGUGUAUAUCCUCAAAGCUAUUGCUUGCUUCAGCUACAGCCCACCAGUGCUGACUGCUUGGGUUCAACUAGCUUUUAUGGCAAGUAGGCAGAGAUGAACUGUGUCCCAGCUUUCAACCAACCAGAUUCAAACAUUCACUGCAUGUUUGCUACAGAUAACGUUAAAGUCCCUGAGAGCUGCUUGCUUCCAUGCCAUUUUUGCGUGCUUGGCCUCCUGUCUGUUUCCAUGAACCACAUGUGGACCACCUACACAAGUUGCUGAGCAAGGGUGCACAUGACAUUUUUGUGGUUAUAGAUUAUAACCUUUGGCAGCCUGAGGUAGGCUCUAGGACAGACUGUCCAA
Myotis davidii is the source of this 1747-nucleotide messenger RNA. It is a transcript of the gene WIPF1, whose product is annotated as WAS/WASL interacting protein family member 1. The record is from RefSeq and is a predicted model, not a curated record. Gene Ontology annotation, molecular function: actin binding. Bases 351 to 1220 code for a protein of 289 amino acids. NCBI's taxonomy places the organism in Eukaryota, Metazoa, Chordata, Mammalia, Chiroptera, Vespertilionidae. The transcript is spliced from 9 exons.